Molecule: messenger RNA, 273 nt
Organism: Sabethes cyaneus
Lineage: Eukaryota; Metazoa; Arthropoda; Insecta; Diptera; Culicidae
Gene: Cks30A
Product: cyclin-dependent kinases regulatory subunit
Exons: 2
Coding region: 14-247 (77 amino acids)
Biological process (GO): regulation of mitotic cell cycle
Cellular component (GO): cyclin-dependent protein kinase holoenzyme complex; SCF ubiquitin ligase complex
Molecular function (GO): ubiquitin binding; protein kinase binding; histone binding
Source: RefSeq, a predicted model, not a curated record
CAACCGUCAGAAAAUGAGUGUGAAAGAUAUUUACUACUCGGAUAAAUACUACGACGACGAGUAUGAGUACAGACAUGUCGUCCUACCGAAGGAUAUUGCCAAACUAGUGCCAAAAACCCACCUAAUGACCGAAAACGAAUGGAGAUCAAUCGGUGUGCAGCAGUCCCGCGGCUGGAUCCACUAUAUGAUCCACCAGCCCGAACCACACAUCCUGCUGUUCCGACGACCCAUCACGAAGGUUGAGUAACUCUAGAAUAUCAGGUUAGAAUAGAA